AUGGGGCCAACUUCCCCUCCGCCGCUUCCAGAGGGAGUAUUCUCCUUGUUGGAUACAGACCUCUACAAGCUGACGAUGCAAUGCGCAAUUCUGAAGUAUUUCCCUAAUGCUUAUGUCACGUACUCCUUUACCAACAGAACCCCGGACAUGAAAUUCACUAGACGGUCGUAUAAUUGGCUUUUGGAACAAAUAGCGAGGCUCGAGGAUAUUGCGUUGUCAGGGGAGGAACUAGAUUUCUUGCGGAACCAUUGCCCGUACCUUAACCAGGCAUACCUCACGUACCUAUCAGAAUUUCGUCUCAAGCCCUCUGAGCAAUUGGAAGUGUCAUUCAUACCAAUAGACGACACCGGCUCAAAAGACGACCUCGGAGAAGUCAAGAUAUCAAUUAAAGGCUUAUGGGUCGAAACAAUCUUGUAUGAAAUCCCUCUGUUGGCAUUGACUAGCGAAGCAUACUUCAAAUUCUGCGAUCGAGACUGGGAUUACCACCAGCAAGAGGAAAAGGCAUUCAGAAAGGGCUGCACACUUCUUGAAAAUGGAUGCAUAUUCUCCGAGUUUGGAACUCGAAGACGACGGGAUUACCACACCCAGAGCCUGGUGAUGGAGGGUCUUACCAGGGCUGCGAAGAAAGCCGCAGAAGACGGUUUCAAGGGAAAACUUUCGGGCACGAGUAAUGUCCAUUUCGCCAUGAAAUAUGGAGUUGAACCCGUGGGUACCGUUGCCCAUGAGUGGUAUAUGGGAAUUGCUGCCAUCACAAACGAUUAUGAGAAUGCAAAUGAGAUUGCACUGCGAUAUUGGUUGGGUUGUUUUGGUGAAGGAGUCUUAGGUAUUGCACUUACGGAUACCUUUGGGACCCCAACAUUCCUUGAAGCAUUCAGGAAGCCAAUCCCGGAGCUUACAACCGCUGCUGAAGGUCCAGGGACUACCUUGCCUUCUUCAGGAAAUAAUACCACAGAGAUGGAUUCUUUAGCAUCGACUAUCCCUCCUAUUCACGCACCUAUAGAUGGUACAGCGGGGAAUAGUCCAGCAAGAACAUAUGCCCAAGUUUUCACUGGCGUAAGACAGGAUUCCGGUGAUCCCGUCUACUUCCUGAAGAUGGUAAGGGAGUUUUACGAUAAGGAAGGCAUCAAGGACAAGAAGACGGUUGUUUUUUCGGAUUCCUUGAAUAUAGAGCUUUGCUUAGAGUAUAAGAUUGCUGCUGAAGAGUCUGGAUUCCAGCCCACCUUUGGGGUUGGCACCUUUUUCACAAAUGAUUUCAAAAACUCUUCGAAUGGGAAAAAGUCCGUUCCCCUUAAUAUAGUUAUUAAAGUUUCCAGCGCUGGAGGGCGGCCGGCAGUCAAGUUAAGCGACAACCUAGGCAAGAACACUGGUGAUUCAAAAACGGUGGUAGAGGUUAAGAAGCGACUUGGCUAUGUAGAACACGACUGGGAGGCUGGAGAUGAGUCGAGACGAUGGGGAAAGAAAGAUGAUUAA
Microsporum canis CBS 113480 is the source of this 1470-nucleotide messenger RNA. RefSeq names its product nicotinate phosphoribosyltransferase. The coding region runs from base 1 to 1470 and encodes 489 amino acids. The transcript has 5 exons. NCBI's taxonomy places the organism in Eukaryota, Fungi, Ascomycota, Eurotiomycetes, Onygenales, Arthrodermataceae. The record is from RefSeq and is a predicted model, not a curated record. Gene Ontology annotation, biological process: NAD+ biosynthetic process. Gene Ontology annotation, molecular function: nicotinate phosphoribosyltransferase activity.